Molecule: messenger RNA, 1568 nt
Organism: Suhomyces tanzawaensis NRRL Y-17324
Lineage: Eukaryota; Fungi; Ascomycota; Pichiomycetes; Serinales; Debaryomycetaceae
Exons: 2
Coding region: 253-1389 (378 amino acids)
Molecular function (GO): nucleotide binding
Source: RefSeq, a predicted model, not a curated record
CGGCCCCACAGUCUCAUCGGAGCGGAACCGGUGAAAAUUUUCAGGAUUUCUGUGCAAAUCCGGGGUAAUCAGACAGAAAGAAUAGACUCCAAACGUAAACUACACCGCUUAGUGACGGAAAACUGGCAGCAGCAGAGAGAGCAUUGAGCUACACGACUUACAAGCUUUAGAGACACACACCAAGCUCAAUCUCUGGUGGUUAAAACAGCACCUGUCCAAAUUUGCAGACUACCCCCAAAUUGCACUGCCAACAUGAUUGCCCCUAAUCUUAUCCAAAUUGUGGUGGUUGGAGCUGGUCUCAUAGGGCCCCGUCAUGCCCAGCAUGUCAACGAGAACCCCUACUGCGAGCUUUUUGGCAUAAUAGACCCAUCUCCAGCCACCAAACAGGUGGCACAGAACCUCCAUACUGAGCAUUUCAGCUCCAUCGAGCAGAUGAUCGUCCACUGCGAUGCCAACGGGUUGGACUACCCCAAGGGUGCCAUCGUGUGCACGCCCAACCAUACUCACGUUAAGGUAAGUGCUGAGCUAGCCUCAUACGGAAUCCAUUUGUUAGUUGAAAAACCCAUCAGCUUGACCAUACCAGAGGCCAAGGCCCUCAAGGAGUACGCUGCUAGCAAGAAUGUGAGGAUUUUGGUGGGACACCAUCGUAGAUUUAACCCUUUCAUCUUAGAGGCCAAGAACAACCUCGCAAAAAUUGGUCAGGUGGUAGCCAUCCAGGGUUCAUGGACCUUACGCAAGCCUGAAGAAUACUACCAGGUAUCUCCGUGGCGAACAGCCACCGAAACGGGUGGAGGAGUGUUGCUCAUCAACCUCAUCCAUGAUCUUGACCUUCUCCAGUACUUGUUGGGCCCCAUAGACAAGAUCUACGCCGAGUUGCUCCAGAAACAACGACUCCAAUAUCCUGACGUGGAUGAGGGGGCUGCGUUGACUAUCCGGUUCAAGAGUGGCGUGCUAGGUACGUUUAUCUGUUCCGACAACGUAACUUCUCCCUUCAACUUCGAGUCGGGAACAGGAGAAAAUCCAACGGUUCCUCUCCACAGUGGCCUCGAAGGAUUCUACCGGAUAUUCGGGUCCCAGGGAACCCUUUCGGUGCCAGACUUGAACCUCUACCACCAGGGGAACCACAAGUGUGGAUCGUGGCUCGACCCUAUAGUCAAAGAACCCCUCGCAGACAUCGCCACUGUUGGCGAGCUCAGACCUUUUGACUUGCAAUUGAGCCAUUUCUUGGAGGUGAUCAAGGGUAGUUCUGAGCCUUUCUGUACGGUCGACGACGGCAUUUCUGCGUUGAUGUGCAUCGAUGCAGUGAUGAAGUCGAUUGAGCUGGGGGCUGCCGUGUACUUGGAGGACCCCAAGGACGUCCAACCCACACCAGAGGCCAGCCAGGAUUGACCAAGGUGGCCAUUACGCCGCGUUCAUCGCACGAGGUCCGAGUUUAUGGCACGGACAUGACUAUAUAAUUGCAUAGUAAUACAUAUAUUGGUUAUAGGAUGAUUUGUCAGUAUUUCUUUAUGAAACAGUGCCACUAGGCAAGCAUAGUUACAGGGACAGGUAGUCAAUUAGUCUGAAUU